GGCAGGACGGGUAGGGUUCAUACCAGAGCCAGAAUGGGGUCAGCAGGGUCGGACAGGGUUGCGUCCUGUUACACAAGGUGAUUGUUAGUUCGAGAGGUUCAACUUCACUUCUUAGGGAAACGUCUUCCCCAUAAUAUGAAGGAAACGUACCAUCACCCAUGAUCCAUUGAGGUUCUUGAUCGUGGUAUCGGCGGGGGCAGCCAUUUUGAUGUGGUAGACUUGAGAUUGCGGGGAGGUGGGGGAUAAGACGGUGUAUAUGUUAUCAAGCUAAAUGCAAAGCGAUUUGUCCGGAUUGAACGGCGAGUGGCGAGGAUAGUCAAAAUUAGCAGUGGCCACGAGAGUGAAUGUCAGAAACUACGCAGACACCGGUCGAUUGAGUCCCUUGUUAUAUACCCUGCCUGGUUGCUCUUGCGCAUGUGUUUCUCCCGAGGCUGACACGUGCUAGAUGAUUCAGCAGAGCCAAAUUGGGAAAGAACGAUGAUGUCGUUAGCGGGUCUGCAUUCGUGGUGCCUGGAUGCCUGAGUGCCUGAGGGUUGCCAAGACCGUCCAACUCGAGCGGGUAUACUUCCCCGAAAGGUGAACUUAUUGUUGACGGUCUCUAUCUCCCCCACUCCUAGUCACCAUGGCAUUCAACAAGAAGUAUGCCGGCCUGCCUGAUCUGGACCCAGCUCCGGACAUUUACGAAACCCCUGACCUGACCGACGAAGCCUCCACCGUCCCGGCGACAACUCUCCGCACCGAUUCCGAUCACGAUGACACCGGAUUCAAUUCCGACAUAGACCGCGAGGGCGUCAACGCCGACCAGGCGCGUUUGCAUUUCAUGGGUGCGGCGGUCGACGCGCGCGACGCCAAUUUCUCCGACAGCAUUUCCUCAAAGCGCCAAGCAUAUCGUAGCAAAGAGAAGAGCAACCGAAGACGGCGGAGACGCGAGGAUGGAACCGAGGAGGUGGGCGAUCUGAGUGACAGUGAGGACGAGUCGCUCGAGCGGCGGCUGGCACGCCUGCGGCGCGAGGUGGAGGACCUGAAAGUGGAAAUGGAGAACCGGUCUAGCUCUGGACCAAACCAGGCCUUAGAGACUGACAAAAACCAGGCUGCACCUGCAGCUGAAAAGGCGGGAGACGACACGCUAGGCGAUGGCGUUGCGGAGUUGAGCCGGGCGUUGGAUAAUCUACACAGCUCGUCACGCGGCGGUCAGGCUGCUUCAUACUCAGCAGCGACGGCGCUCACGCAGAAGCUCAACACUGAAUCCAAGAUUACCACGGUGCACGGUGCAGACCCCCAGAAGAAACAAUCCACUAUCGGCGAAACGGCCGUCACACCCGUACCAUCUCAGACCGCCGCACCAUCUGCGGGACUCCUGUCUCAUGCAGCUGCGUUUGAAGGACGCCUGGCUCUGCUGGAAGCAUCGAUGGGAAUUUCAAGCUCUUCAAACCCAUUUGUCAGCGAUGGCCUCAGUGAACCCGCCUUGCAGCCCGUGCUUCCUUCGCUGAAACAGAUGACCUCCCGCCUUUCAGCGCUUACCAGUCUUCUUGCGGGUGGCAACCCUGCCUCUGGCGGCCCCAGCACGGUCCCAGGGCUUACUACUCCCCACCUGGAAGCUUUGUCCACUCGUGUUCGCAAGUUGACCACUGAUGCUGAGGCACUCGCCUCUGCUCGCAGGCGUGCAACCGACGCUGCCAAGGCUGCUCAGGCCGCACGAGUCGCUUCGAGCUCGGACGCAGACGCUCUUCCUGCGGGCGCCGGCUCUGGUGCUAUCGAUGAUGAACAGAUAGCGAAGAUCCAAGCACUCUAUGCCACCCUUCCCACAAUUCAAUCCCUGCAUCCUCUACUACCGAGCGUGUUGGAGCGCCUCCGCUCCCUACGUGCCUGUCAUGCAGGUGCUGCUCACGCUGCCGAAUCCCUCAACGAGCUUGAAAAGCGACAUGCCGAAAUGGCGACUGAGAUUGAGCAAUGGCGCGAGGGCCUCGCAGCUGUCGAGAAGAAGAUGAAACAAGGGGAGGCUGCCCUGCGUUCGAACGUUGAAACCGUUGAGCCCUGGGUGCGAGAUCUGGAGUCUCGCAUGGCCCGUCUGGAGGGCCCUCCUGGCGGGCUGUGAGAAUGAAUGAUGGUGAGAUUUGAUGUUUGUUAUUGGUCUAUACCUAGUGAGGAUGGAGGCGGAUCUUGACGCAUAAUACCCUGUUGCAUUUGUUUUUAUCCGAAUCUAAGUGCCUGGUGCCUUGAUUGGAGUCGAGACGCGCUUAACUGUCGAUAUUUCUUAUGAAUCUGUGGCUAAAUCGUCUAUUCCCCACACAAUGAUUUUAGGAUAGAUCUUCAGGAUAUGAUAUCGAAAAGAAUUGAAUGGCAUAAGCCCGCCUCUUAUACCAUUACCUCCUAAACAAACUACCUCAACACAACCUCCGUAUCAACCGCCCCCUUCCCAAGCGCAAGCUUGAAAAAUAGCAUCGUAUCUAAGAUCAACACACUUCUGAACACCUCAAGAUACCCUCUCAGGCGCUAGAGAGACUGACCCGUCGACAUAGAUUGCAGGACUCGGGUUCGCCCACUACCGAGCAACCACCCUCCAUCAUCUCAUCAAGAUGUUGGGAUACUGCAUGAUCUCAAG
Messenger RNA from Penicillium brasilianum, 2602 nucleotides. The record is from the annotation of a GenBank genome assembly. Lineage: Eukaryota; Fungi; Ascomycota; Eurotiomycetes; Eurotiales; Aspergillaceae.